AUGAUGAGACCCAAGAGAGUCUCCAUCGGUGCGGGGUAUCACGGAUGCCAUGGAACUCUGGAGCUAUAUGCCCGUUCGUCUGGGACGGAGAUACUUUCGCUCGACUGUACCGUGGACCAAUUAGGUCCAGGCGACUUGAUACAUCUCGAGACGCCUGUCAAUCCAACAGGAAAGGCCUUUGACAUUCAGUAUUACGCAGAUCGUGCACAUUCUAGAGGUGCCUAUCUCAGUGUAGACUCGACGUUUGCGCCUCCUCCACUGCAAGAUGCGUUCAGUCAGGGUGCAGAUGUUGUCAUGCACUCUGGCACAAAAUACAUCGGUGGCCAUUCCGAUUUCCUAUGUGGUAUCCUGGCGGUCAAGAGUGAUAACCCCAGCAAUGAAUGGCUGCAGCAACUCCAUCGGGAUCGAUUAUACCUUGGGUCUGUCAUGGCAGGUUUUGACAGCUGGCUUGCAACUAGGAGCAUCCGGACUCUCGAGAUGAGAGUCCUCAAGCAAAGCCAGUCGGCAGCGGCCAUCGUUGGUGCAUUGAGACUUGGAUUGACAGGAUCCUGUCGGCAACAAUCCUUGAUAAGUCUCAGCGAUAAAGAGGUUCAGACCGUUCAGAAAGUGGUCAAAGAGAUCCAUCACGCCAGUCUACAAGACGAAGCUAAUAUUGAAGGGAGUUGGCUCCAAAAGCAAAUGCCCCGAGGAUACGGACCUGUAUUUUCUCUAACGCUCCACAAGGUGGAAUAUGCCCGCAAUCUUCCGUCCAAGUUGAUGCUUUUCCAUCAUGCAACCAGCCUCGGCGGUGUAGAAAGCUUGAUUGAGUGGAGGACAAUGACGGACUCGACGGUGACAAAAGACUUCUUGAGAAUCAGCAUUGGUGUCGAGGAUCCAGCAGACCUUUUGGGGGAUCUACUUCGAGGCAUGGAAGCUGUUAUGGCCGAGACAAGUUGA
Molecule: messenger RNA, 936 nt
Organism: Fusarium musae
Lineage: Eukaryota; Fungi; Ascomycota; Sordariomycetes; Hypocreales; Nectriaceae
Exons: 1
Coding region: 1-936 (311 amino acids)
Biological process (GO): transsulfuration
Cellular component (GO): cytoplasm
Molecular function (GO): carbon-sulfur lyase activity; pyridoxal phosphate binding
Source: RefSeq, a predicted model, not a curated record